AUGGAACAUCAGCUUUUUCACCAGCCAUUAACCACGCCCGUGAUUGUAUGCAAGCUAUGUGAAUAUGGUAUUCGACCAAAAGAGGUUUUUCGACAUCUCCAAUCCGUGAAUCACCGGAUCCCUAAGCCGAAAGCAUGCCAGAUUGCCGAGGCAGUUCAGAAAUGGGAUCGUACGGCGGAAUGUGAUGAAUGGCAGCCACCAUUAGUGGUUAACCAACCAGUUCCAAACCUGCCUGUUUACUCAGAUGGUAUUUUAUGUGAGCAAGGCCCGUUUUGCCAUUUUAUCGCCCGGAGUAUUGGAACUAUGCGAAACCACUGGCGUGAUCAGCAUAGCUGGGUCGCACCUAUACACCGGGGUGGCCGUCGGCGCCAGCAGAAUUCUUCGGUAGCGGAGCAACAAGUCCAACAAUUCACUCGAAUCGUCCGAUGUCAACGUGCGUUUAAUCACGGGCUAGGGUCCUAUUACAUCCGCGUUCAAACCCUCGGAGUUGACGCCGUUACCGAGGCCGAUUCGGUAGCAACGCCUCACCUUCAUGAUCGUCUUAUUGAUCAGAUCGAACGGGCAUAUACUGAAAGGGCAGAGCAGCCCCAGAUAAUCGAGGCUAGCCAACGAGACGAGACGAAUCCAUGGCUUCGGAGGACCCAGUGGGCCGUCUAUCUUCAAGGGAUUAACCCGCAGGACCUCGUGGACUGCGUCCGUGCCCCCGAUCCCGAAGCGCCCGAUCAGACCGAGCAGGCCGCCUAUACAAUUUGGAAUUCAAUGGCCACUGUAGCUCGCAUCAGCUAG
Molecule: messenger RNA, 786 nt
Organism: Penicillium soppii
Lineage: Eukaryota; Fungi; Ascomycota; Eurotiomycetes; Eurotiales; Aspergillaceae
Exons: 1
Coding region: 1-786 (261 amino acids)
Source: RefSeq, a predicted model, not a curated record